Molecule: messenger RNA, 1620 nt
Organism: Cynara cardunculus var. scolymus (artichoke)
Lineage: Eukaryota; Viridiplantae; Streptophyta; Magnoliopsida; Asterales; Asteraceae
Product: histidinol-phosphate aminotransferase, chloroplastic-like
Exons: 7
Coding region: 487-1359 (290 amino acids)
Biological process (GO): biosynthetic process
Molecular function (GO): pyridoxal phosphate binding
Source: RefSeq, a predicted model, not a curated record
UGUUUCAACACAUUUUUAUAAUUAUUUUUCAAGAAUAAUCAUUUAAACGUCAAACAUGACUCUUGGGUAACUUUCAAAUGGAAGCAAAACGUAUUCUUUGCAUGCGACCCUAUAGGCGUACAUACUCCUCAGCAGUAUCCUUGUGUGACACAUGUCGUGGGUAUAUAAUAACUUACAAUUUGAUUCAUCAUGCACAUAGAUUUGAUUAUCAUGUUAUAGAGUUAUGAUAUAUUCUUGUAAUUUAUGUAGUAAAUAUGUAUUUUAAUUUGACUACUACGCUCAUCACUGGCCAUAUUUUUGUUGAACAUUCACGGGUGAAAUGCCAUACAUUCUUUAUGAACAUGACUUUUGCAUAAUCUUAUUCCAUCAAAUGUGAUUUUACAUGCUUUUUUCUAUACAAUAGGGUAUCUUGUUACUGGGUUUAAGGUUCUGCAACUUGGAACUUGCAGUAAAUCCUCCCAAUAAUUUUUGUUUUUGACAAAAUUUAUGGGCGUGAUCAAUGUUUAUAAUGGUUCAUCUCUUUGCAUGAUCAUAUGCAACAAUGGCUUUAGCUUUUCACCGUCUUUGGAUAAAACCAGCUGUGCUUUUCCAAGGAAUCAGAGGAAGUUCAGUUGUAUGGCCUCUUCUCGAGCAGCUGUCAAAGAGGAGGGGAAACAACAAUUGACCGGGGAUUCCUUUAUCAGACCACAUCUUCGAGAAUUGUCCCCAUACCAGCCCAUAUUGCCCUUCGAGGUUCUGUCAACUCGUCUUGGUAGGAAGCCAGAGGAGAUUGUAAAAUUAGAUGCAAAUGAGAACCCAUACGGUCCACCUCCUGAGGUGUUUGAGGCAUUAGGGGCAUUGAAGUUUCCUUAUAUUUAUCCUGACCCUGAAAGUCGUAGAUUGCGUACUGCCCUUGCUAAGGAUUCUGGCGUUGAAUCUGACUAUAUUCUUGUAGGAUGUGGGGCUGAUGAGCUGAUUGAUCUCAUUAUGCGGUGUGUUCUAGAUCCAGGCGACAGUAUUGUUGAUUGUCCUCCGACCUUUACAAUGUAUGAAUUUGAUGCAGCUGUCAAUUGUGCACGUGUUAUAAAGGUACCUCGGAAGGUAGACUUUAGCUUGGAUGUACWAAGGAUUGCGGAAGUCAUUGAGCAUGAGAAACCGAAGAUCAUUUUUUUAACUUCUCCCAACAAUCCAGAUGGGAGUGUGGUCAGUGAAGAUGUUUUAUUGAAGAUACUUAAUCUACCGAUACUUGUUGUACUGGAUGAAGCAUACAUUGAAUUUUCUGGACUUGAUUCCAAAAUGGGAUGGGUGAAGAAGCAUGAGAAUCUUAUUGUUCUUCGGACGUUUAGCAAAAGAGCAGGUAUAUUUGAGAUUUUCCUUUAACCUUGUUUCCAUAAUCAUGUGUGACAGAAUGUUAGAACCAUUGAGCUUCGAGUAUGUGAAUUUAGUUAUUUGAUUAUGGUAAUUUUUUAAAAUAUUGGUAACUUUUCUAAGUUAGGCAAACAUAUGAUAAAUAUGUUGCUGCAUGGUGAACAUGUUGUUUAGGUUAUCUUUUGAACCAUGCUAUCAAAUCAACUUGAAUGGUUGUUAGUCUUUAUUAUUACCUUUGUAAGUAAGCAACAACGAGGUGAUGCAUUAUGUGUU